AAACUCGUGAUCCUGAUACCAGGCGCGCGUGCUGGGCUGCUGCACGAACACACACACACUCACACACGCACACACACACACUCGCACACACGAGGGUGAGUAACACAAGGACGACUCACUCACUCACGGGCACAUGCACGCGCACACGCGCACCCACCCUUACACAGACACUCACUCAAACUGACCAUGCGCGCGUGUUCUAUGACGCAGUUCCUCGACGACACAGUCUAGAAAUUUAGCGGCGUCACUUUGUGUCACGCGUGUGUGUGUGCGUGUUUUGUGUGUGUGUGUGUGUCCCCUUCUCUCUCUCUCUCUCUCUCUCUUUCUCCGUGUUAAACGUAAUGACCAGGAUUCUCUGAGUCACAUAAAAGAGACGAAGUCCUGUGCCUCUUGAGAGUAAAGGUGUCACCCACUACCGGGAUACGUUAAAGAGAAGUCUGCUGAGAUACUCAGACUGUGUUGAAUCUACUGAAAUCCAAAUGCAGUCAACAGCAGUCAAAGAAGGAGUCCGAACUUUCCAUCUCAUCAGUGACAUUAGUCAACUGCUGUAGUUAUACGAAACAGAAAAGCUUGAAAGGAUGCUCUUCUUGGACGGUUAAAUUAAGAGACCUGUUCAAAAACUGCUAAUUAACCAGAAAAGACAAUGAUCUUGAAAGUCGUGAGAAAAAUAACAAGAGUAACAAUGCCAUACCACGCGAGUGAUCAAGAACACUCCUUGACCUCAAUCAAAGAUCACUUUUGGUGAAUGAAUCACAUCUUUGGAGAUUAAAAAGAACUUUUAAAAUCUAUUCUUCUCAUAACAAUAAGAUCCAUCUUAAAUUGUGGAACUUGUGUCUUGGCAAACCACUGCUGUUGCCAAGCAACCAAACUUCAUCACCAUUGGUCAGUUUCCCUGCACACAACCAAAGGUGUGCUAUCAUUGGCCAGAUUUAGAGCACAGCCCUCAACACGUGCCCCGAUUGGUCAGCUCAGUAACGUACACUACAAUUGGACAGACCCAGACGAUGUCGGGUGAAAAUAAGAAAGAUCUUCACUCCGAGGCACGGAGCUUCAGUGCCAACCUGUCCACGGUCUUCCUUCUCAAGAGAAGAGAUCCGCAGACAAAACAUUUGCUGGAGAAAGCCCAGCACCUCAUCGAUGGACUUCUCGCGGAAAGCGCCCGCCCCGCCCCUGCCACGCCCACUGCCCGCUCAUCGAGGGGCGGGGCUGGGAUGGGCCAACUGUGGGUCAAGCUGGACGAGCUGAAGAGAGAGAACGAUGACCUCAAAAGACAAAGGGGAAGGUCCUCGGAUGAGAGGGCGGGGUCUCCCAAAUCGCCGAAGUCACCAAAGCCCCAGCCGGGUCACACUGAAGCUGUGAGCUCUGACCUCCUCCGCGCCCGCAGUGAGAACGAAGCUCUGAAGCAGCAGGUGGAAAAGCUUCAGAAAUCCCUGAAGGAACAUCAGUCUGUGCAUUCUACGCUGCAGGAUGAGUACAAAAGAUCAAAGGCCGCUCUUGAGGCAGCUCAGAAGUCGGCUAUGAGAGCCAGGGAGGAGACAAAGAAGAUGGAAAGCAGUGUAAAAAGUAUGAGGACGGAGAAUGAGUCUUUGAAGCAAAAACUCUCUCAAGCCAACAGCCACAGUUCCAACAACUCACCGUCCAAACCAGCAGUUUCUAGUCCCAAGCCACGGCCCCGGGUGGACAAUAGGAUGACAGAGAACAUCAGUGAGAAGUCAAGGCCCAGCAACAUUGCAGUGGCGUACACAACACUUGAGUCCCAGCAGUGGAUGGACGCUAAGGAAGGCCUGGAGGACUUGGCCUCUGAGGAAGAUGCUGUGCAGUUUCUGUGUAACCUGCUUGUGACAUCUUUCAAAGUCAAUACUCACACACUGAAAUGUGUUGAAAAGGUCAUAAGCCACAUCUUGUCCAAUCCAACAGCUGCGGUAACGUUAGUAGAUGCAGGUCUUGACGGUCAGUGUUCUGGCCAGCUUCCGGACGAUAUGUCAGAUUUGCUCGGUCAGAAACUGCGGGCAUCCUAUGACAAGAUCAAUACAAGUGAAGUAGCUCAGAUGGUCAAGUCCCGCUGUGAUAGCUCCUCACCCCUGUUGUCUGAGUGGUCGAACCCAUCCCUUCUGAGAUAUGUUCAAGAGUGCAGCUCUCUCACUUGGCAGAUGGUUAUCCAGAAACCUCCCAUGAAACUGGGCAGCACAGACACUCGAUUUGAUGAUGCAAAACAUAAACUGUGGUGGUCGUGCAACCAGUCGAAAGCCAAGAAAAUCAACUAUGUCAUAUGGCCUGUUUUGUAUGAUUAUGAGGGAGGUAACCUUAUGGUGAAAGGCUGUGUUCAUGCCAGCUGAUACGUUGGCAGUAUCGGGGGUUCAUCGAACGGGAUAUGACAUUUUUGUGGUUUGUAUAUAUUCAUUGAUUCACCAAGGCUUCCACAGACAAUUAAUUUCGCAAGGCAACUGCCAAAAUUUGCUUCAGUGUCAUGUUUUGGACGUUAUACUUUCUGGUGAAAGAGACGAAAUGGAAAUUGUGUUUUCAAUGCAAUUGAAAGUUGAGUCCAAGGAAACACAGGUCUGAUGAAAGAUUAAGCUCUGGAGCUCCUGCUGCAAGAACAAAUGGCUUUCUUUUUUUUAUGCGAUAGACAAAACUCCUUCAGAUCCACUUGGUGGACAGUUAAGUCACCGCUAGGCAAGGGUUAUUACUUUUGCAAUAUAUAUAUAUUCCUUUCACAAUGAUUGGAAGACAAUAAUAUCAAAGAGUGGACUGGCAGUGACUGGAACAUCACACUGUAGAAAGCUGAGAACUGCGGGGAAUGGAUGAAUCUCGUUGUAAAGUUGAAAAAUCUACAGUGGUGCCCCAACAGUCAGCCAGACUACGAGAUAAGUGAAGGUGAAGUCUUAUGAAUUGCUCUAAUGAAAAUACUAGCCAAAAAAAUACUUGCUCUUUAUCAAUUGUGUUGUGUCUCUAGCUGACAUCAUGAGCUUUAACUGGUGAGCAAUAGGGGCCUACUGCAUGGGGAUACCCUUUAGUUUAAGUUUUAGUAAGAGUUUUAAGGCACUUCCAACACAAAUGGGUCAUAUAUAAGUGCCAAAGAUUAGAGGUGUUGCUAAAACUAGAAAGUUAAUUAGCUCUAUAUAAAGAAAAGAUAGAGGAGAGAUAAGGACCAUAGAUGUUUGAUAGGAAAGAAUGAGCAAAAACCACACCAGAGCACCCGCCAACCACCCACAGGGGAUUUCCAAUAGAACUUGGGGGGAGGGGGAGAGAAGAAUUACAAUUAUUAUUAUGGUUAUGUGGUAUCCUGGCGUGAUAUCAUUGCUAUCUUGGAAAGGUACCCAUACCACUGCCAAAAUAAAUUUUACCUGCACAAAUAAAAUUUCAAUGUUUAGCUUUCUGUUAACAUUGACUUGAUAAGUAGAAUUUUUUUUCAGUUUCAGAGAGGAAAGAGUUCACCUGUGAGCUUAGUGUCAGAAAACUUUGGUGAAGUGGAUGGGCAUAAAUUAUGAUAGAUAAACAAAGUCAUGUGACCUGAUUAAUAAUUAAUAGGUGACAUUGUUUUUCUCAUUAUUCUGUACAACACAAAAUAACCAAUUACAGGUAAAUAUGAAUUUUUUAAAGUUACCUUGCUGUUUCUGGUAUCUAUAUAUGACAGUCAAAAGCUUGCCUACUAAAAAAAAAUAAAGGAGGUGGUACCAAAUGGCAAUACACUCUUGUGUUUCCUUUUUAAGUUGUACGUUAACUAACAAGCUUCCUAAAUGUGCGUAGAUGUGGACAGACCAGGAUGUUUUCAUUUACUGACGAUGAAUGAUUGGAUAGAAAGAUUUUACUAUGAAGUUGUUCAACGUACAGAUGUACAACAGGAAAACUCUACCGUAACCCUGAAAGACUGAGAACUGAAUCAAAAACAAAACAUGUACAACUGAGAAAAUAUGGGUGAAUGAAGAACACAAAAAAGAUGUGGAGGAGAAACAGAGAGAGAGAGAGAGAGAGAGAGAGAGAGAGAGAGAGAGAGAGAGAGAGAGAAAGAGAGACAAAGAGAAGUGAGAGCAAGACAGAGAGAAAGAGAGAGAGAGACAUAAAAGCCACUGUAAAAAUGAGAGUGUAGCCACCAGGGACAUAUUAUGUACUUACACCAAAAAAAACACAACCCAAAUCACUCUUGUACAUACAAAUCAACAAUCUUUGUAAAAACACAAUAUUGCUGACUAUUCAUUUUUAUGUCAAAGUUUGCUUCUGUAUGAGGUACUUGAUGUUUUUUGUUGCGCUUUAAGUGCAAAUGUGAAUUAUAUUCGGUGUUUAAAAUUUUGGUAUACUUGUUUUCAGCAUGCACUUUCAUGUAUUGAUUGGUUCAUAGUAAACUUGGAUGAUAUUCACCCAGACAAUCCUUUGAUUACACAGCUGGGUGUAGUUUCUAUCUACUGCAAAGGGACUUUCUCAUGUCUGGAUGUGCAUGGUUAUGAAAAGCCAGAGUUACCUCCCAGGUUCCCAGCACACCACUUUGUGUUACUUUUUAAAACGUUUACAUUGUGAACUUGUGAUUUUCUAUAACUUUUAUGAUUUAUGUUUUUGUACAAAAUGUAAUUUUGGAAACUGCUUAUUUCUUUUGAUAAAUGUUUUAUAUUCUAUUGUCCAUUUAAUGACAAUAAUAAAGCUGUACAUGUACGGAAUCAAAAA
This is a messenger RNA of Aplysia californica (California sea hare), 4656 nucleotides long. RefSeq lists its product as uncharacterized. Lineage: Eukaryota; Metazoa; Mollusca; Gastropoda; Aplysiida; Aplysiidae. The transcript is spliced from 10 exons. The record is from RefSeq and is a predicted model, not a curated record. The coding region runs from base 1005 to 2336 and encodes 443 amino acids. Gene Ontology annotation, biological process: mitophagy by internal vacuole formation; mitochondrial protein catabolic process. Gene Ontology annotation, cellular component: mitochondrial outer membrane.